UCAACAAAUUCGUCAAGGAUCUUGCUCACAAACAAUACAAGCAGAAAUCCCAUCUGUCAAUAAAAUGCCAUCAACAUUAAUAAUAGAACCAAUUAAUGGUCAAAUACUAAAAUCACAACAAUCAUUUAGAGUUAAAACAAAAAUUUCAAAUUUAAUAACCGGUUUCUUCACCGAUCCAAAUGAAAAAUAUUAUACCAAACCUCAACAGUUGAAAAAUGGCCUGAUCAAAGGACAUUCUCACAUUACCCUACAAAAACUUGAUGGUAAUAAUUUACCUGAUGCAAAGGAUUUUGUAUUCUUUAAAGGAUUAGAUCAACCAGAUAAAAAUGGAAUUUUAUCAGUCAAAGUAAAAGGUUUAUUGCCCAGUGAUUAUAGAAUUUGUACUUUAACCUUGUCAUUCUCUCAUCAACCUGUGAUAAUGCCCAUUGCACAACAUGGUUCACAAGAUGAUUUUUCUCUGUCAGCUUUUUUAUUAUGGAGGAUAAAACAUAUUGGUGAAACAGAAUUCGACAAGCAGAUUGCUUAUAUUUUAUUUUUUAUAAGGACAAUCUUACAAAUUAUACAUAUUGGUUUAUUAAAACCAACAAUUACUUUGAAUACUUCUACACCAAAUAUUCAUCCUGUCCAUUGUGAUCUGAACCUUUCAACAAAUCUAGUUACUUGGGCCAAUAGAAGUUUUAGUGUUAGUAUUAGCUGUUUUAGUAACACUAGUACUGGUGCUAGUGCUACAAUAUAUUCAGCUGUUUUAUACUGGAAUUAUUCUAGGAUUUUUUUUGCAACUUUAUUAAAUUUCAAUACAGUUAUUGAUGUAAUUAAACCUUUUAAUUUGGAUUCUGUAUUCAGCCCUUUGUUGAAUUUUGUUGUUUGUAUUGCAAUGUCUUAUCUUGCUACCUAUGAUAAAGAUUUUGUGAGAUAUAUUGCCAAUAAAAACAUUAACAAUAAUAAUGAUAUACCUGGCUUCUAA
This is a messenger RNA of Entrophospora candida, 964 nucleotides long. The record is from the annotation of a GenBank genome assembly. NCBI's taxonomy places the organism in Eukaryota, Fungi, Glomeromycota, Glomeromycetes, Entrophosporales, Entrophosporaceae.